AAACAUUAAUCAUUAAAACUAAACAAUCGGUGAAACAAAUUCAAGAGCUACAACAAAUUUGUGAUUCAUCCAGUCAACGUAUUUUACAAUUAGAAAAUAUAUUACAAGAACAAACAAAUCGUAAAGAUUAUCGUCUACGAUCCGGUUCGAAUAUUGCCGCUGAAAAUACUCAAGGUCAACAGCAUCAACAACAGCAACAACAAACACGACCAAUGUCUAAAGUGACUUAUUCCAAUCGUCCAGGACCACGUCCAUUUUCUAGCACAGAACGUUAA
Schistosoma turkestanicum is the source of this 275-nucleotide messenger RNA. NCBI's taxonomy places the organism in Eukaryota, Metazoa, Platyhelminthes, Trematoda, Strigeidida, Schistosomatidae. The record is from the annotation of a GenBank genome assembly.